AUGCCGGAAAUUCUAACCGUUGAAUUGAAAAGACCGGAUUCGAGUCAUUCUUGGGGAAUAUGCUUUGCUGUUCUACCUGAUGGACCGGAAAUUCUAAGGGUGAGUUCCGGUGAUUUUUUUGACUAUUGGUUCUUUUCAAAUGUGCGUACACGAAAAGGAUUCGCUAACUUUGAGGUUACUUCCACAAAGUCAUGAACCAAAUGCCCGCUUUAGAUCUUUUAUGAGUAUAGGUAUUUCUGCCCUUCGUUAACUGAAGUAAACCUAAUUUUCUGAAAGGUCAUCAUCAUUUUAUACAAAUUGCAGUGGUUUCUAAAAAGCCACAAGCUUUGAGCAAACGAAUGCUUGCUAAGUGUCUUGUUUUAUUUGCGCCUGUAAAGCUUUCGGGGGCGUCCAAAGGUUAGGUAAAUAUAUUUCAAGAGGUUCGGUUAAAGUCCAUGAGGAAAUAUUAAACCAAAAAGACAUUUUGGACAUCCGUCCCAUUUAUUGUGAAUAUGAGAACUAGAGAUUUAGCAAAUGCUCUCAAAUGCGUACAUUCUAUUGGGCUUAUACUUACUAUUCACGAAGGUCUUUACCGAACUUCGGCGAGCUUUUAUUUCAAAUGGAAUAAUGUUCGAAUUUUUUUGUACAAGAGGAAAAACCUGCUCAGCUGAAAUUUUCUUAUGAGGUAGGCCGUUCAGUCGGAUGACAUGGCGAACGUACCACACUUGUUAGAGAAAUACUGACGAAAACAGACGUCCCAUCCAUGGCCCAUGUGUUCACAUUCGUUGAUAAAGUUUGGUUUAAACUGCGUGUUGGACUGGGUGUUUUUUAUAACACAGUGACAGUAAAGGUAUUUUUUCUGGUGAGCGAAACUCCCGAGGCAUGUGUACAUUUACCUUUGCCGACUCGACGAACAGUCGAGUUGGUAAUUGUUGGGCGUGAACAUUUCGACGUAGUUAUUUCGUAAUUUAAACUACUAAUAAGGCCGAAUGCAGAACGAAUGUGCUCCAAUGUUUCAUAAUGUUCGACUGUCCUUUUUUAUGUCCGUUGGAAUACCGAUUUCCAUUUUGGAGAAAAUGAACUGGAAUACAUAUGAUAUUCCCCUCACUAUUGUAUGUGCCACACAGCAAGUCGACUUUUUUAUUUAUACUAGAACUGAAACAUUAAAUCCAGAGUGAAAAUAAUACACACUUAUUUUAGAGAGAUUUUUCAAGAAUUACUUGUAGAGGUACUAUUCAGGUAACAUCCUACAUGAACCACUUGAGUCCUUUAUUGCAUGUAUGACUCUGAUCUGAAUAUUUAUGGUAAACAAUAUCGAUUUCCUUUAGGGGGAAAUAGGGGUGUCCAGUGCUGAUUACUAAACGUCGGAUAAUUUGUAGAGUUCUCUGGAAAAAAUCUAUGCGUCGCGUGUCAUGUGCAGGCAGAGGAGUUAGAUACUUUGUUUUCCAACAGACAGUAAGACUUAUGACUUGAGAUCGAGGGAUCAUAAGGAAGUUCCGUACUGGUUGCGGCACGUUAAAUUCUCCAUAUUAAAAAGGCACACUGAUGUUUUAAAUACUGCAAGGCAGACUGUUUGAGGUCUUAGAGGAAAAGUGUGAUACGGAGGCUGAAAGUAAAAUUCUCUCCCUAGCUACAUGCUUUAUAUUAGUUUAGAAAACCCCAAAGAAAAAGCAUGCAGCUACGAAACAGCAGAUGAGCUUAACUGUAAUUCAUUCGGUCCCUACUGGAUGAGGGCGGUGAUCCGUCAUCAUAUUUUACUAAAUGCUGACCUUAAUCCUACAUGGUUCCGGAGCCUGUGUGUACAGUUUUGUCUUCACCUUAGGAUUAAUGUUUAGAGACUGUCUUUCAAAACGUUUAUUGGCAAAUCAAGAAUUCUCGCCUAAGGUGAAGAUUUAAAGGACGUCCUGUGCUUAUACAAUUUCCAUCUUAGUAGAAGUCGUAGCUGUGUAUUUCUGUUUCUGGCCUUCUUUAUGCUCAUUUCAAUUAUCUACGUGGAGCAUGCCUUUUGCCCCCUUGGAAUGUAGGUAAUGCGCGAAAGUCCGGCCUUUGGAAGACUGAAAAAUGGCCAGAUCAUCAAACGUGUGAAUGGCCAGCCGGUGGUGGGACUGACACGGGAGGAAAUCUGUGAACUUUUGGCCGCUGGUGACGAGGAUCUCAUUCUUGAUGUGCAGGAGUGAGUCAAAAAUAUGUCCUUUUAAGGCCUGACUCUACGUUAAUUUUGCUUCGAGUCAACCCCAUCCCCGGGUCCAGCUACACUUAAACUACAGCGUCUCAAAGCUCUGUUUCUACGGGUUUUCCUAAACCCAUUUUCAGCCUCAGCACUCGUUGACAGUAUUUUGACUAGCAAGCUAAGACUGUCUUAUAUCGGUUUGAGUGCGCAAAUAUCUGCAUAACAGUUCGACCAUCUUAACCGACGAUGCCUACCGUGUGCUCCUCAGAAAGGUGAAACAGGCACGGUGGCUUGAGCGUGAAUUAGUUUAUAGUGAGAGUUGGCUUGCGAAGCAUCUACUGCACUCUCUCCUCCUCCCCAGUUGAGCCCGGUGUCAAGACAUAGUCAAGAAGACUGGAGAUGGGAAAGGAUGCAGGUGACUGGUACGGUCGGACCCGCACCUGGACGUGCCACCGCACCCCUGGUCCACAACAAACACUUGACCAGGAUUUUGACUAGUAAUAGCAUCCCAACAGGUUAGAAGGACGACGAGGAUGACUGGGCAACCAUCCUCACGACCUGUAUACCCAGCGGGAGCGCAAGCGCAUCUACCGGCAGGGAACCAGGUGUCAGGGAACUGCCAGCACAUACCAGGCUGCGAUGGCCAUGGUUUGCUGAUACUGGCAUAGCACACGCUUGUAGAUCUUUCACGUAGAAGUGCGAAACGUGGCCCUGCAUUUAGGUUUGGCCAUCACCCUUCAAGGUUAGGUAACCAAACAGUCGUCGACUGAGAGGCACUACCCAUAAAGCACUCAUACUCUCCUCACAUGCAUGAUAGUGUCACAGGUUGUUUGAGAAGGGACCGUGACAGCCUGGCUAUCAGCCCACCAGUUUGCCACUCCACACAUUCACGUACGACAACCGGGCAGACAGCGUGAACUGGGCUGAGGCGUCAGCAAGUAACUACCUACUCUUCUUCCACACUUGCCUUAUAUAUUGAUUUUUUGUGAGGUUAUUGUAACCGACAGUUUGACCGUCGUUACCGACGAUGUCCAGCGUGUACUCCACAACAGGGUGGGAGCAGGGACGGUGACUUACACAUGAACUAGUCUAUAAUGUUAGUAGUCUUGCGUAGCAUCUACCACACUCUCUCUCCUCCACUCCCCACCUGAACCUGGUAUCAAGACAGAGUCAAGAAGACCGGAGGCGCGGAAGGACGCAGGUGGGUAGCACGGCACGGUUUGCUGAAUAAUGACAUAGCGGACGUUCAUAAACCCUAGGUUCUACCUAUACUGCCUCCGUAUAUUCACCUUACGCAUCGGUCUGGUACAUCACCUGGAAAUGCAUAGCACUGAGACUGGAGAACCAGCACCCGGAGCAUAGACGUCAACCCGCCAACACGUUUGUUCUUUAUACUGAGCAAAUUUACUACCGUUCUGAGUCUGCAAAAGCACCAACCUGGGAAGUACGGAGGUCUAAAUGGGGGCAUUCUUCGUACUCUCAACGUUGGCAUUUCAGUUUCAAUUCCACGUUUCGAACUCAGCACUUAAUUGUGAAUGCUCAUCUUGACCGUGACUUGUGCUAUUAAUCACUGAUGAGUUUUUAAGAAUCUCAGUUGAACAGAAUGCAUUCCUUUGCCUUUUGCAGCCCUCUUCCUUUGGACUACAGAAUUCGCGAGUUUGGUCAUGAAUAUAACCGGCGUUCCGUCGAACCAACUGGCCGACGUAAGUACUUCAGUAAUACCACAUCCGUCCACUAGGGGGUCGUAUCAGCCAUUUAUGCAUGCCACAUUAAGAACUUAGAUAAAAGUUUUCCAAGUUAUUUAGUGCUUAGUGGGGAGUUCGCUCUAGGCGAGUAAUUCUACUAAAAACAUGCUGACCCCUCACCCAUUCCAAGUUUAAAACCAUGUGCAGCUUCCUAACACCAUACAAUCGACGGGAUUCCUUGAUGGGUGGCGUCCUCGACGUCAUCGUUGUAUUUACUCUAGGUGACACCAAGAAAUAUCCCCAUGGUCUGUAGUUUUCUCUCACUGACUUACCAAUUUUGGUGUCGUCGGCAUCAAAGUUUCUCAGUUUGGCUUCAGAAACAUCCAAAUUUCCUUGCGCCUGAAGUUUCAAACAUCUCCAAAAUCCUUGGAAGGAUAUAGAAUAAAAAUGCAUGAAAUUCCUCGAUGUUUUAAUAAGUCGAAUGGAUCCACUAAGACAGUUUGCGUGCUAAUUUUCCGACCCCUCGUCCGCGAAUCACAACAGAAUGAAGUGAUGAUCCAGAAGCGUUCUACCCUCAUUCUGUUUCUUCGUACUAACCUGAUUUCUUAAACUGCACGAGUCGCUGUGGUACAGAUAAAAACUCCGUUAUGAAGUUCGGUCUCGUUUAUCACUCCGGACAAGAUAGGCUGUCUAACAGAAGUCAAAAAAGUAAAGUUCGGAGAAGAAAGCGAUUUAUGCUCAUAAAACGACAGUAGUGUGGUGGACAAUUUUAGCUAUGGAGUAUUGAUUGCUAGUCUUCUUUCCUAUUCUAUAUUGACGACAAUACCUUGUUGUAACCUCUACAGCCCGUCGACAGAGUGAAUUUGCCUUGCCCACUAGACGGAGAGACUCCACUACUUCCAACAGUUCUCAAAAGUUUUCCAUGACGGACAUGCCCAAAGUGCCUAAUGUGUUGCAUGAAUUUGAACGUAUACACCAGGAACGCAAACAGAGUCGCGAGCUAACCCUCUCGCAGUUUGAGAAUGCUCGCAUGCAACGAUGUGUAUCGGUGGAUCGUCCAGUCGGACCCUUGCGCACACUCCCUGCUCAUCCGAGUCGCUGGAUGCCGGCCGGCUUGCCUCGACCGGCAGCUCCGAACGGACAGUUAUCCAGUGGGGAGCAGUUCAAUCGGGAUUUCAGAGACCAGGCGAUAGCAGAAGUUGCCGCAGAGAACGUUGAUAAGAACGAGCAGGUCGCAGACUCGAUGUCCUCCCUGAGGUAUCUUGGAACGCAGAUUCCAUCGAGGACUUUCAGAGCAUUGGCGUCGCUCCUUGGAAUGGAUGAUCCGAACAAAGCCAGUAUUGAGGCAGCGUCCAAGGGUAAGCUGUCAAAUAGUUCGUGUUUGGGUGCUCACAUCCUUCAGUCACCCUGUCCAAAUUUGUUUUUAACCCAACAUAUAGGGGCACAGCUUUGUGAGUCUGAGCGUUCGAAUGUGGUUCGGAUUUUAAAAUGUCCUGUACAACCGUGAACUUGUGACUCCUAAAUUUGUUGUUUCCUUUGAGUUUCGGCAAUAAGCCUAAAAUCGAUUUGGCAGGUGAGGAUUUAGAGGACUACCAGCCCAUCGCAUGCCAGAGAAUUCUGAAAAAGUGCAGGUGUUCGCCGUAGAUCUAUCUUCCUUUUCAUUGGAAGUAGUUCGUUGCACACGAAGAUGAUCCCUCUAAACAAUCACUUUUUGAUUGAACUCUGUGUCCAAUUCUAGUAGUGUGGGGUUCGCCGGAAACUGCACUGCAUAUGAAAUUCUUUUACUUUCAUUACUACUUAAAGCAUAAAUUAAGUCUAUUGGUGUGUAUAUCUCUGUAAAAGCAGGGUCCUCCUGACAUCCUGAGGACUUCAAAGGGACUGCUCUCAUGUCAGUACGCAAUUUUGGAAUAACUUAGUUGACUAACGCCACCUGGGUACGAGCCCAUUCGGUUGGAGGGAGUUAGAUCCAAGGCCAAUUGGGGUACAUAGAGUCUUACGGCAGGAAUACUGAUUCAUGCCACUUCCCACACUGAAUAAUACAGUUUCAUUGAAAAAAAAACAGUCAAUUCAUUUACAAGACAAUCCUGUCCAAAACUGAAAAUAAAAGUUGGUGGAUUUCACUCCAGUCACUAGCUAGACAUCUCCAGAUUCUGUUUGGAGACGUUAUGAAUUAUGCGGACCGAAGUUCAUAUCUAAAGCAUUUCCUAUGUGAGAUCGGACGUCAGUCAGGAGCCCACUUUUCUUAGGGUUUUUAAUAGCAGUUCCAUGAUGAAAUUGAUUUGCUCAUAUUCUAUAUUGCGAUCACUACAGGUCGAUGAGCGUUCCUCUAAUGUGCAGUGUAAAAUUCUCUGUAGCGACCGGUAUGAUGCGAUACCGUCGAUGAACUGGCGGGACGCCUGUUUCCAUGUGUAACUUCAGCCGGUAUCAAACUCUGAGCCCUUGACGCCUGGGCUUUGGGUGUGGCUGGUUACCGUAGGCAGAUAAAUCAGAAAUGGCUAAUCUAGAUUUCCGUGUCUUGACCUUUAACUCUUCAUGAAUAAUACACCGCUUGGCAUCCCUAGAUAGUUUGGCUUCGACUACAGCCACGCCCUUUGCAUCCGCUGGCAUCGUCGGCCUGGUGAGUGGCCUAGGACGUAUGCGAACUGCGCCACUCACCCCAUUAACGGACCCCUGCGUGGACAUGUGCACGCGCGGGUGAUGCGUGCACGGGGGGGAGUAGCGAAUUUCCGAAGGCGUCCCUACGCUUCUAGAUCGGUGGUCUGGUAUCCAGUUUACUUGUAGAGACUGACAGUUCUAGCGGUGCACAGUUGUCGGGGUGCAUGCUGCUCUACAGGCAGCCUAUAGAAAAACCGGUGCGGAAGGUAGGACUUAACUCAACAUACUCGUUUAUUAAAAGCCGAAAGAAGGAAGACGGUGUGAGCACAGAUACAGUGAGUGACCGAUCUCAUGAAAUGUUGAUUGAAAUUCUAAAUUGCGUUUUUGACUAGGAGGGAUUACCUAGGCGUGGUUGUAAUACUGAGUAUCUUGCGGCAUAAUCUUAUAAUAUUUCGGACUCGGCAGGAUGUCAGCUUUAAAAUACACUUUUUUUAAACUCCUGUAGAAACCGCACUCGGUAAAAAAUAACUACUUGAGUGGCAUGCACCUUUCCUAUUGCUUUUCAAUGACCUUGCAAAUUCAAAUAUAUGUUAUAGAAACCAUAAACAAAAUAUGCUUUCUCUUGUCCUUUGAUAGAGAAUUACGUCUUCUUUCUAUUUUAUACUCGAAGAAGGAAUAUAAUUAGGUUUUAAAUAGUUUCUAAUUAUUCGAUUUUUUAAGACCGCGCAAUAUCCAUUCACAUAGCAUCGUACCUGUCCGUUUACCACAACUCCUCAUGAAAUGUACAACAUGGUCGGCAUCCAUUGCAAAAUUUAAUGGAUUCUGUAUGAUAUCUUUAUAAAGACAUAGAAAAAUAUGUGAUUUUCUUUACGCGGAACGCUCACACCUUGUACACUGAAAUCGCUAAGCACUAGUUCAACAAAUGAUCAGACUCCAAAUUAUUUGGCAAUUAGAAAACUAUUUCAAAACUUCAUUAUACUCCUUCUUCGAGUAUAAAAUAUGCAGAAGACGUAAUAUAUAUAUAUAUAUAUAUAUAUAAUAUUUGACCAUCGAAAAUCAUUACGGGAAAGGCAUGCUGCUUAAGUAAUCAUUUUUUACCGAGUACGCUUUCUACAGGAGCUUGGAAAGCAGUCUAUUCAAAAGCCAACAUCCUGCCGAGUUUGAAAUACUAUAGGAUUAUGCCGCAAGAUAAACAAUAUUACAACCGCGUCUAGGUAAUCCUUCCUAAUCGAAAAGGCAUUUCAGAAUUUCAGCCAACAUUUCAUGAGAUCGGUCACUCACUGUAGGUGACAGAGGAAUGCGGCAGCAGGCAGUUCUAUAUGCAGUCGACGGAUAAUGUCGUCGACCGAUUAAUACCCGUCGCCGUAUAAUAUCGAAAGACAUCUGGCAGCUUGUUUACUAUCCUCCUAUCGGUUAUUUGUACAGCUGGCAACCGAAAUUCUGAAAUUUGUUUUCAAUCAGGAAGGAUUAUUUAGGUGGGAUUGUAAUACUGUAAUCAAUCGGGUGUCACCAACUACCAUACCAUGUCUAUCAAGCUUUUAUGCUUGACAAGGUACUGACAAAAGGCUACUAUUAGUAUUUAAAGCAUGCGAACAAGUUAAAGGCGAUUUAGGUAAAACGAGUUGGGAAGAACAAAGUUAUUGGUCCCAUGACAAGCCGAGAGGGAUUUUUCUCCAAGGAUCUGUACGGGCGCGGAGUCCGGGCAAAAAUGCGAUUCAUGUUGCCCCAUCCGAUUCAAUCCUCACGCUACAGCUAUUCCAGGGGUUCCGCAAUUCCGGACGCGAGUAGGGCCUGUUUUGACUUUAAGAGCAGUUGUCGUGACGACCGGUGCACUUACAGCUGCCGGUCUGAAAUACCACCGAGUUGAAGGAGGUUUACGUGAAAUCUAAAGUAAUUAAAUUGAUAUUUGACAAUCAUGUAAUUAUGAAACAUUUAAAUUUCAGUGACAUGGACGUCGAACCAGGCAGACAGCUUAACAUCACGCACUUAACCUUGAGGGACUUAACUCAUUCAUUAACAUCAAAAGGGCUGGUACACACACGAAAAAAUACGCUCCAGAUACUGUGGAUUUCAUUCAAGUAACAUGACAGAUCAAAGCUUGAGCUAUAGUUGAAUUUACAACAUUCAUGUGAGCUUUAUCUUUUGUAUUUAGCAAACAUGGCAGGCCGCGUAAAUAAAAUAUGAAGCAUCUGAUAAUAAGACUGUGGCUAAAUAUUCCCGAUUAAUAACCUAGCUGGUAAAAAUGGUGUGUGCAAAUAAAAUAAGAAAUUUCGCCCCAAAAUGGCAUCACACUGUGGGACAGAAAAUAACCCUUGGAAUGUGACCUGUAGGUUAAAUUCCUCUCUAGCACACUUUCCCGGUAAUAUAAUCAAUGAGUGAAACGUUUAAUAUCGUAAACGAAAUUUUUCGUAUGAAAAUUUGGUGAUUGCUGUGUUGUCGGCUUCGUGCGCGACAAGAAUUGACUAGUUAGAAUGUUGCACCCUUUGACAGACGUCUGGAGGUUAGUCAGAAACUCACUCAAGCCAAAGGGAAGUUAAUCCGGCGGGUGUCUGAGCUGAUGAUUCGGAUAAUUUCCUCAACUGGUGGGGAAGACUUAUUCAUUCGACUCUUCCUAACCAGAGUCUUUGUCAUCCAAUGCUACAAGAUAAUGCGAGCAAUUGAUUGAAUAAUGUAAUAACAUGAUAUGAUUUUAUUGAUGAACCUACCGAUAAAAACGGAUAUCCCCGUGUACAACUUUGUCUUACACAUUUAUUUUAUUUGACAAAUAAAAUGUGGUCUCUCGUCGAGUUUUCGCGAAGGAUAUUGUUUAAGCGAUGCACCCUCAUAUAUUUUAGUACAUUCCGUCGGGGUUCUUACUCCUCUCACAGCUGCUCAUAGUCGCUCGUAAUGACAUUCGAUUCUCCGGAAACGCCUAAAUACAAAAAAAGCUUUUUAAGCUUCUAGUCUUCUUUCCUCACAGUCCCCCCUAAUAUACGUCAUAACUGCUGGAUGAUGAGUCCUGAACAGCUCAUUUUUUAAUCCAUACGCCUUACGCAACCAUCAUAUCUAGUGAUGUAUCCCCCCUGUCUGGAUCUCCCGUCCCUUCCAGGGGUGGUCUUGAGCCCUUUUUCAAACCACUAUCUCCACAAGUCUUACUUAUCUUUUCUUAUUUUUUUACCAAAAAAACUCGACUCCCCUUCUCAGAGCCGUGCCGAACAGUUAUCGAUGUGCGUGCGAAGGCCGAGGAAAUGAGGCUUGAGGCGGAGAAAAAAGCCUCAGUGAGUGGACCCUCCCCGUCACCAUGCAACGGUCUCCUCACCCCCGGAACUCCCGAAAGUCGAACAGUUGACCCGGCUUGA
Molecule: messenger RNA, 9767 nt
Organism: Spirometra erinaceieuropaei
Lineage: Eukaryota; Metazoa; Platyhelminthes; Cestoda; Diphyllobothriidea; Diphyllobothriidae
Source: the annotation of a GenBank genome assembly